Messenger RNA from Motacilla alba alba, 2448 nucleotides. RefSeq names its product ring finger protein 31 (gene RNF31). Gene Ontology annotation, biological process: protein linear polyubiquitination. The record is from RefSeq and is a predicted model, not a curated record. Gene Ontology annotation, molecular function: K48-linked polyubiquitin modification-dependent protein binding; ubiquitin protein ligase activity; K63-linked polyubiquitin modification-dependent protein binding. Gene Ontology annotation, cellular component: LUBAC complex. NCBI's taxonomy places the organism in Eukaryota, Metazoa, Chordata, Aves, Passeriformes, Motacillidae. The transcript has 14 exons. Bases 1 to 2448 code for a protein of 815 amino acids.
AUGUUAGGUAAGGGCAGCAGUGAGGGCGUGACGUCACAGAAAGGGAAACCACGCCUACUUUCCCCCUCAGGACGCGCCGCCAUUUUGGAUCCGCCGCCGCUCCCUGAGGUGAUGCCAGACCUUCCCAAAGACCCCCCAGAUUUGGGGUCUCUCCAGGAUCUGCGGGCCGCCUUGGAGGAGGCGCUGCUGCGCUGCCCGGCCGAGGCCGAGCCCCCCGAGCUGCGCCCGGUGCUGCGGCUGCCGCUGCCCCCGACCCAGAAACUCAAACACCUGCAGGGGAAACGCAUCCUCUGCGACAACCUGGAAUGGAACCCUGGCGGUCUCCCCCGUGGCCUGGAGCAGCUGAGGACGGCGCUGAACAUUCUGGAAAAGUACGGCCGCAACCUGCUCAGCCCCCGCCCGCCCCGCCACUGGAGGGGGGUCAGGUUUGGCAACCCCGUCUUCAAAUCCACCGUGGGAGCCAUCCAGGGCGGCCGGGCCGUGCUGAAGCUCUUGGGGUACACCGAGGAGUCGGGGGAGGGGCUGAGCUUCCCCCCUCCCCCACACGGGCCCCACCCCCCGCUGGUGGCCGCCGUCACCGCCGACGUGCUGGUGCUGCGCGCCGAGCUGGACCUGCUCUUACUGAACCAGCACCCGAACCCGCACUUCUUCACCCAGAUCUUACUGGGAGGGGAUGAGUGGCCGCUGGCGUCGGACGCGGUGCCCGCGGCGAGCGAGGUCCUCCCGGCCGGUGAGGCGGGGCCGGGGCGGGGCUGGGAGUGCCGCAGCUGCACCUUCCGCAACCCCGCCCCCCGCGUGCUCUGCCUGGUGUGCGAGCGCCCCCGGCUGGCCCGCCGGCCCCAGCCGAGCCCCGCCCCCGCCCGGCCCUGGCCCUGCCCCCGCUGCACCUUCCUCAACCCAGGCCACGCCCCCCGCUGCGAGAUGUGCGGCGCGGACCACGCCCCUUCCGGUGACAUCACUGCCGCAGUGACCACGCCCACUCCCGCUGCUGUUUCGGCUACUUCCGGGUUUGGUGCUGCCACUUCCUGUUCUGACCCCGCCUCUUCCGGGCUGACCACAGCGACUUCCUGUGCUGGAAAAUCGACUUCCGGGUCUAGCCCCGCCUCUUCCGGUGUGACCACAACGACUUCCUGUGCUGGAAAAGCGACUUCCGGGUCUAGCCCAGCCUGUUCCGGUGUGUCAAAAUGUACUUCCGGCACUGCCGAUGUCACUUCCGGUGUGUCCAAAACCACACCCGGUGUGGCCGCGUCAACUUCCGGUGUGGGAAACACCACUUCCGGUGUCGGGGAUGCCACUUCCGGUGACCCAAAACUAACUUUCGGAUUGGAAAAUACCACUUCCGGUUCUGGCAAUACCACUUCCGGUGACGCUAAAUCAACUUCCGGUGCGGGGAAUUCCACUUCCGGUGUGGAAGGUGUUGCUGGUGAGGCCGGAAAUGGCACUUCCGGGUGUGCUGAGGCCACUUCCGGGUGUGGCCCCGCCCCUUCCCGCGAUGCUUUGCGGCAGCGGAAGCUGCUGGAGGACGGGCGCCGCCUGGUGGAGCUCGUCAGGGCCGCCGAAUCCCAGGGCCUCCCCCCGGAAUCCCUUGGCCCCGCCCCCUUCUCUGCGCUUCCGGAACCUUCCGGCCCCGCCCCCAGCCCCGAAUCCCAAAUCCGGCACUUCCGGAGCCGCCUCGGAGGGGUCCUCAAGUCCCUCCUGGAGGCGGAGCCUGACCAAAAUGGGGGCGGGGCCUCCCUGGGGCCGUUCUCAUUGGCCGAGGCCGCCUGGGCGUGGCUGGAGGGGGAGGGCCAGCUUGACCGCGCCCGCCGCGUUCUGAUUGGCCGGAGGAAGCAGCAGCUGCGGCUCCUGUCCAGCCUCGGUUUCCCCGAGGCCGCCCCGGCGGCGGCGGCGCUGCGGCGGCAGCAGGGCAGCCACUGGGGGGCGCUGUGCGAGCUGCAGCGGAUCAAGCUCCGCCCCUUCCGCCUACGUCAGCAGCAGGGGGCGGAGCCAGGGCUGGACUUCGACCAGGCCGACCAGCAGGCCCUGGUCCGGCAGAUCCUGGCCUCCCUGCCCGUGGCCAGCUGGGGCCGGGCCUCGCUGGUGGCCGGCCUGGGCCGCGAGCUGGGCCUGGGCCUGCUGCCGGCCCCCAGCCAGGAGCCAUUGCUGGCGGAACUGGUGGAGGCCGUGGGGUCCUGCCCGGACAGGGCUGCCCUGCGCAGGCGCCUGCGCUGCGAGUGCGCCGUCUGCGGCUGGGGGCUGCCCCGGCAACUGAUGCAGUGGCUGCCGGGCUGCUCGUGCCCCCUGUGCCCCGAGUGCUUCCGGCUGCACUUCACCGUGGGGCUGAGGGAGAGGGGCGUGGGCGCCCUGGGCUGCCCCAGCUGUGGCAGGCCCGACCUGCGCGACGACGCCCAGCGCCUCUGGUACUGGUCCACGCUGGAGCCCGCGGGGGUCAGGGGGGCGCUGGGGUGA